Molecule: messenger RNA, 10379 nt
Organism: Acinonyx jubatus (cheetah)
Lineage: Eukaryota; Metazoa; Chordata; Mammalia; Carnivora; Felidae
Gene: FUT9
Product: fucosyltransferase 9
Exons: 3
Coding region: 528-1634 (368 amino acids)
Cellular component (GO): membrane
Molecular function (GO): alpha-(1->3)-fucosyltransferase activity
Source: RefSeq, a predicted model, not a curated record
AACCAUCUCCUCAUCUCGCAUUUCUCUCCCCCGAGCUCUUCUGGUGGGAACCUUUGCUGAGCUCGUGCGCGCCUCCCGCCCCUCCUCCUCUCCACUCUGGGAGAUCAUCUCCUCUUCUCCCCUCGCUCGCCCCCCUCUCCCCUCUUUCCCUCCCUCCUUCCCUACCGCGUGCCUCCUCCCCUCCCCCUCGAUUCCCUCCCCUCCGGCGGCAGCAGCAGUAGCCGCCGCUUCAGCGGAGCCGGAGAUGGGCAGAGAGCGCGCGCGGCGCAGCAGCUCCGGAUCCACAGCCCUCCCCGCCGGCAGCUCCCUGCGCCCCCGCCGCCGCUGUCGCCGCCCCGGCGUCCCCAGGCUCCAGUCCCGCGCCUAGGACAGCGCCGCCACCGCCGCCCGGCCCUGCCUGCCGCCUGCGCUGCGCAGUCCUCGCGCGCGCCCGGAUGGCGCUUCCCUCCCUGGACCGGCUUAGAAUGUAAUAAUUCAAGAAUUUUAUAAUACAGUUGAGUAGCUUAACAACUGUUUAUGUGCUUCCCAUGGUAUGUUCUCCAUAUGAAAAAAUUAUGACAUCAGCAUCCAAAGGAAUUCUCCGUCCAUUUUUAAUUGUCUGCAUUAUCCUGGGUUGUUUCAUGGCAUGUCUGCUCAUUUACAUCAAGCCCACCAACAGCUGGAUCUUCAGUCCAAUGGAGUCAGCCAGCUCAGUGCUGAAAAUGAAAAACUUCUUCUCCACCAAAACUGAUUAUUUUAAUGAAACUACUAUCCUGAUUUGGGUGUGGCCAUUUGGGCAGACCUUUGACCUUACAUCUUGCCAAACAAUGUUCAACAUCCAAGGAUGCCAUCUUACCACAGACCGUUCCCUAUACAACAAAUCUCAUGCGGUUCUGAUCCAUCACCGAGACAUCAGUUGGGAUCUGACUAACUUACCUCAGCAGGCUAGGCCACCCUUCCAGAAAUGGAUUUGGAUGAAUUUGGAAUCACCAACCCACACGCCCCAAAAGAGUGGCAUUGAGCACCUGUUCAACUUGACUCUGACUUACCGCCGUGACUCAGAUAUCCAAGUGCCUUAUGGCUUCUUGACGGUGAGCACAAACCCCUUCGUGUUUGAAGUGCCAAGCAAAGAGAAGUUAGUGUGCUGGGUCGUAAGUAACUGGAAUCCUGAGCAUGCGAGGGUCAAGUAUUACAAUGAGCUGAGCAAAAGCAUUGAAAUCCAUACAUACGGGCAAGCAUUUGGAGAGUAUGUGAAUGAUAAAAAUUUGAUUCCUACCAUAUCUACUUGCAAAUUUUAUCUGUCUUUUGAAAACUCAAUCCACAAAGAUUACAUCACAGAAAAGCUCUACAAUGCUUUUCUAGCCGGCUCUGUCCCUGUUGUUCUGGGGCCGUCUAGGGAAAAUUAUGAGAAUUAUAUUCCAGCAGAUUCAUUCAUUCAUGUGGAAGAUUAUAACUCUCCCAGUGAGCUCGCAAAAUAUCUGAAAGAAGUUGACAAAAACAAUAAGUUAUACCUUAGUUACUUUAACUGGAGGAAGGAUUUCACAGUAAACCUUCCACGAUUUUGGGAAUCACAUGCAUGCUUGGCUUGUGAUCAUGUGAAAAGGCAUCAAGAAUAUAAAUCUGUGGGUAAUUUAGAGAAAUGGUUUUGGAAUUAAAGUUUUCCAUCAUUUGCACACUUGGAGAAAUUAUUUUGAUGAGCUAUCAUCCAAGUUUUGAGGAUAAGAAGAGAGACAACAUUCUGCUUUUGUGUCACAAUUUAUUUUUAUCACUCUCUCUUGGGUAACAUGUAUAUUUUGAUGGAGAUUUUUGAGAGCUCAGCAUUAGCAAUCACUCCCUUUGGUUUUAAAUUAUCCUGUAUAUACCUAAUUAUGUGCACUGAAAGUUAAUUUAUUCUUUGCUACCAUUUGUAAACAUUGUUUUCCACAUUUUGGUAGUUGUUUGUAAUGUGAGUUUGUGAUAUGAUUGUUGUUUCUACAUUGGUCAGCUGUUUCAUCUAUUUGGGAAAUGAAGAUGCACACUUAAAAUAUGAAAUAUUUUCACUAAAUAUCAUAAUUUCUAGUUCCAACUUCGCAUAAUGUAACAAAGGAAAAGCAUUGGUAAUUGAGUUCUAACCUCUUUGACUUUGAAGUGAACAAAGUGUAUAACUGCCUCUAUUUGAUCUAUUUUUUACCUGUUUACCACAUUUUUUGUGAAGGAAAAAUUAUUCAUGUAAUGAAUAAGAAAGAGACUGAAGCAGAACUGUGUUAUUCAGGAAACUAGUAGACUUCUCAUUUAUUUUCAUUAAGCUGUCUUGCAAAUGCAGCUACCUGUUCUCAUGAUCUUGAGUUAAAUUAUUCAAGUAUUUUUACAUAUCCAAUUUGGGGGGACUUUUAGAACCUGGGAAAUAAUCCUGACAACACUUAAGAAUAUCUAAGACAGUUCUCUUCCCAGUCCUAACACUCAUUAGUAUAAAAAGCAAACAAUUUCCCCAAAUAACAAAGGAGAAGGAUGUGUAUAGAUAAAAAUCCUACUUAUACAUGGUACAUUUAUGUACAAUUUUGAAUAACCUAUCAAUUUACCAUAUUUGUUCCCUGGCCCCAAUAUUUAAAAGUUUCUAUUUGCCAUACAGACAGUCACAUAGACAAAACAUUUCAGAGGUUUGUCCUAUCAUUUAAAAUAACUUAAAUAAAAUUAUCAUUAAGUUGUAAAUGUAAGAUGUUAAACAUAAGAAAAGGGGGGAUCUAUAGAAAACACAAUGCUAACACGGAGUAAGAUCUCAAUGCAUAUUUAUUGAAUGAAUCAAUGAUUGUCAUUGAAAGUCAUGGGAAAUUUUUGUUUGUUUCCAUGGAGUAACAGUUCUAGCCCAGAAAUAUUAACUGGAGAUGAUGUUUUAUAUUUCAUUUUAGUAAUUAUUCAUAUACAGCAUACAUGACCAUGGCUAUGAGGGCUUUACAGAACCAAAAUAAAUUUUUCAUUACUCUAAGUUUUUGGAGAAAUUCAUCCCUGAAUCUCCAGUUGCUAUACAGCAUUUUUCCUCUGUAAGGUUAAGGACUGGAUAUAAGCAGAAAUUAUUAGUAGGUGAGAAAAGAUGGGAUGUUAAGGAAAGCAUUUCCCAAAAGACUCUUUAAUGACUCUAUUCCAUUCAGGCCAAAAACCCAACAAAAGAAUUGGGAUGUUCUGAUGACAUCCAUUUGGAUCUAAUUCUAAUUGUCCUGCUACAUGUCAACAUUAGCAGUUGAACACAAAUUCACAAUCUGCUACAUCAAAUGAAAGUCAGAUAGAGGCAAACUUCAGUUCAGUAAGUACUCCAGACUCCCUUGUGUAGGAAUGGGCUCUCUGGAACACUAGAAGGAUUGGAACAGAGGAAGAUUCCUGCAUUAGAUGGAAAAAUGUUUGAUCCUCAAGUUCACUUCUUACCCAUGUUGAACUGGUCUUUUGUGUCAGGCAACACCCUAACCAGAGAUAAAGAUGAGCAAGGUACUAUCACUGGCCUAUAGGAGCUUACAAUUCAGUGGAGGGAUACACAGAAGCUUUCUUUGAGCCUAUGUUUAUGCACAUACUACUCUCAAUGGAGUUGAUUUGAGUCACUGCUGAUUUAAUGAAAAUGAGGUAGCAAAUUUCCCCAGUUGCUUAGGGAUUUGACGUAUUUCUGAGCUGCAAACUUUGUUUACUCAUCUGAUCCAGUUUUGCUUCCCUCCAUAUUAUCUCUUCUAACCACACUGCAUCAAGAAAUAGUAUGUUUGUGUGGAUGCCCUCUUACAUAAGAACAGAUCUCCACCCACAUUUAUUUCAUCAUGUUAAAACAGUCUAAUUCAUAUAUUUACACUUACUUUGUUAUCUUUUGGGCCUGUAAAAAGCAUAGGGAUCUAAACAGGAUGCCUGGCUAACAAGUUUAGCAAGCAUCUGCUUCUUCAAAAGCAGAAAUGCAUUCAUUGUCAUGACAACCCAUCUUUGUUAUGGUGGGUGCUCAUGAUUUCAAAGAACUGAUAAACCUGAACACAUCGCCUCUCUUGUCAACUAUGAACUUGGUCUCUUUUGUAGACUGUCUAUGAUCACCUGUUGAUAAUGUGACCCAAGCGAAGGUAAUAACACCAAGUGACUAACUGGCACAUCUGUCUAUUGAAAGCCUGUUACCGACUCCCAGAAGUUUAACGUUUCUGAAUUUGAAGUGCCAAAAUGAACGAGUCAACUUACCCCAUCCGUUAUGGGCCCAUUUAUCCAUAGAUUUUAGGGCUAGAUGGCAUUAUAGCAAUGUUUACAUGCCAAUUCCUUUAUUCUACUUAUGAGUAAAUCAGAUCCAGAGAUAAUAUUUAUGAAAGAAACAUGUUCACACACACAUAUCACACACACACGCACACACACACACACACACACACACACAUGCAGCUACUGCCAUGGCCAAGAUUGGAAUGUAAAGGUGCUGUAUCUUUUAAUUCUAUAUUCUUUUCUUCGAAUUCUCACCUAACAAAAGAAGUAUGUUGCAACUCCUAAAAAUGUGAAUGCCUUAUUGGUAUAAUUAGGGCCUGUGGAAUGGUACACUCUAUGUGGAAGCACUUUGACUUUUGAAAAAGUACACAGUAAAUAAGAUAUCAAACUUGUUAGCAUUCUUUCUGUCUUAAAUAUUUUAGGAGCUGUGCUUGGACAGAAGGAAAUGGGCUUUCACCACAUGUUAAGUGAAAUGCAACCCUCACGAUGGUAUAUGGUUCUCAGACACUCUUUAAAUAAAUCCUGUGGAUUUUAACUCUUUUAAAGGAUAUCUCAUGGUGAAAGAUAUUGAUUCAACAAAAUUAACUUGCCAUUGGUUAUAGAAACAAAUAAUUAUGCCAGAGGAUAAACUGUGGAUAUAAAAAGAGAAUAAACCAUUUAAAAAGUUUUAUUCCAAAAUAUCAAAAAUCUGUUACUUUCAAUGGUCUGAAUAUUUAAAUGUUAAUUAUUGUAAGACUUACUGGUAAGAAUAUAUAAAUAGUAAUCAUUAUAGGUAUUUGCAGUAAGAAUGUAUAAUGAAUUCUUCAUACCCAGCAGUAUUAUACUCUGAAAAAAGACAUGACAGUCAUAUUCUAUGACAGCCAUAAAUUUUACAAUAUGAAACAGCAACAGGAAAAAAAAGUUAUCCUACUGGGAAACCAAUAUCAGCUAAAAUUUGUGCAUGUACUACAUAAGUCCUGAUAAUCCUAGAAUGUGCAUAAAUGUUUUCUGUUGUGAGGGCUUAGAAAGCUUAGAGCACUUGAGGUGUGAAGUGACAGAAUAUUUAAGAAUUAUUUGCUGCGGCUUUACAUUCUUGCCUCCAAUUGGAGGUUAAAUAUGGAAAGAAUAGGAAACUAUACUAUUAAUAUCUUUUUGCAUGCCUAUUUUCAAACUAGAUUCCAUGAGUCUUAAGGUAAUCACCUAGAAAAUGUCUUUGCAUGAAGUAAUAUUACCAAAACAAGAUUUGGGUCCUUUCAUUAUGACUUUGUGCUUAACCAUAUCUUUGAGUUCCCUUGAACUCUGAUCUCAUUUAGAGGAACUUCUUAAUGAAUUAAUUCCAAGCAAACUGUUAGAUAUGCAGACUUCAGGAUCUAAAAGAUAAGCACAGUGCCUAAAACAGAGGAGGCAAAUAUUUGUUCAGUGAAUAAGGAAAUUGUUUUGGGGAUCAUGCAGAAUUUUUUUAUGUGUGAUAACAGUUCCAGCUUAUUGACAUCAGUUAGAGGUUGUAUAUGAUAUUUAUUUCAUUGUUCAGUUUACUGCUUAGAUGCAAAGGAAGGCUUUAUUCCUUCCAAUCUUAUUGCAUUCUAGCACCCCAAAAGAAGUAACAUCUCAAGAAAGAUUUAAAAGGAUUGGAAACAUGUUAACAUUAUAUUCAAAUGUUAACGCCAACUGUUUCUAAUAGGAAAGACACCUGGUAUUUGAGGAGAAUGUAAAUGCAAGCACUGUGAAGGGCAUGUAUUUAUUACCAAACUAUGCACGGAAAGAAAUCCAGUUUCCUUCCUCCCUAACUGCACUCGUUUGUAUUGCAAACAUCAGUCAAUUCAGAUGAUAUUCUUUUCAGGUUGUCUCUCAUCUAAAGAUAUUGUAGCAUUUUGCAAAUGGGCAAGCUCAACCAGUAUCCAAAGUGGUCUCCCUCUCAGUAAUUCAUGUUGAAUGCAUCCAUAUUCAUAAACAUUAUACACAGCAGGUAACAGAACAAAAAUGAGAGAGAGCCUACUAAACCAGAAAUAUGAAUAAUGCUACACUGGGUUAUAGGUUCAACAAACUAUAGUUUUGAGAAAGCCACCUAACUUUUCUGGACCUUGUUGUUUGCCAAGUUCCUUCUGGCACAGUUAUUCUCUCAUCUAAGAUCUAAACUGAUAUAUGCAUAUGUUUGCAAAUGAAAUUCCAAUGACCAUAUAAUUUUUUGGAAGUAAAUGUUUCAAACGGAUUUCCCUCUUAUUUCUCUAAAUAGGCAUUUAAAGUAUAAAAUUGAUCAUCUAAACUAAUAUAUGGAAAAACUUAAUCCAAUGCUUGGAAUAUAGAAAGUGCUCAAUUAACUAAACUUCUUCCUUUAACUAACUUCCCCUUCAUUCUCUACCUCAUCUUUUGCAAUUCAUGUACUCACUACCCACUAAGACCUUAACUGCCCAGAGAAAAGCAACCAUUUAAUGAGCAUUAUUUUAAAAUAUUAUAGAUUUUUCUAUAUCACCCACAUUCUUAUUACAAUAAUCUAAAACUUUUUAUCAAUGCAAAAAUUUCAGGGAGGCAGAGGAAGGCACAUUGCAAAUCCCCAGAUGACAAUAAAACAGGGAGUGGAUAUUUGAGGAAGCCAGAUUGACUAUAUCUAAACAAUUCAGUUACUCUUAACUCAUAGUUACUAUAUAUUUUUCAUUUGAUCUACUUUGAAAAUAUUGUAAAAAAAUAAUUUAAAAAGAACCUCUCCAAUGCCAGCUGCCUUUUCAGUGUUACUGAAAAGCCUGGUUCCUGGGUCAACAGACCUAGAAUCACCAGAGGUUAUUUAUGAACAAUACUGAUUCCUUGAUCUUGCUCGUGUAAUUGGAAUCUCUUUAAAUAAGUUAAAAAAAAUAGCAUGCUUUUGAUCCUUUUCCUAAGUUAUUCUGCUCCGUGCUAUAGUUAAAAGCCAUCCUACGCCAGUCAGCAGUCAGCAUUUCUCAACACACCUAUGUCACUGGAACUUCUUGGAUCAGUUGCAUAAGAAUCAUUUUGAAAAGUAUAAAUAAUAUACAGUUUCUGAUUACCUGGUCUGAGAUGGGAGCUGGAAUCUGUAUUUUCAAAAUAUCCCCAGAUAGUUCUGAUAUGCUGCUGUCAGGUUUGAGGCCUGUGUAUUAGCCACCUGUAAAACGGAAUGUAUUCUUUUGCUUAACCGAUACAAGCUAAUAUCUUUUUAAAAUUCACCUGCAAUGCUAACGUCCUUUUUAAAUUCACCUAGAAUUUUCCCGAGUAUGUCAGUGAAGUGUUUUCUCAACUUCAAGAGCCAAGACAUUCUAUAUGCCUCAUCAUUUCAUACAUGAGCAUGGUACUGACUAAUCCCUUGACUUGGGACAGGUUAUCUACAGUCUCCAAAUCUUCUUCUAAGUUGUGGGUGGUUCAUUCAUAGCAGUAUUUCUCAAGCCUAGAUGCACAUGUGGAUCACCUGGAGAGGAUUUAAAAUUGUGGAUGCCAGAUCUCCAGAGAUCUGAUCUGAUCGGUUAGAAAUGGGACCCAGAGACAAACAAUUGUAAACGCUCCGUAGAUGAUACUAAUGUGGGGCCAUCUCUGGAGACCAUCAGUCUGCACAAAAGACCUGCUCAAUCUUGUCCUGGAGAAAUUAUUAGGAAAAGCAAAGUAUAUAUACCUGGAGAGCAUAUCUCUCUUUCUCUUUUUAGGUUCUAAAUGCAUGUUUGAAUUUGUAACAUGAAAAACUGGACUGCCCAAUUACUAGGAUCCUUUACAACCAUAAAAUUUUAUUCUUCUUUGAUCUGCUAAGGAGCUGUAUAUGUUUAAGAGAAUUUAUUUUCAGUGUCCCAAAGUCUUUGUUUGAUGGGUAGAAAAGUAAUUUGCAACUGGCAUAUAACAAUGAGCUAUCUGUAGCACAUGGAUUUUUGAUGACGCAGAUUUACAAUUGAAUCCCAGCUCUGCCUGUAUACAGGCACUAACUGUAUACAACUAACUGUAUACAAAUUAUGUGACUCCUGUAAGCCUCAGAUUUUGCAUCUGUAAAGUGGAGGUAGCAUAUUCCUGAUGAAUAUUUUUGUGAGGACAAAUGAAAUAACACUUAAGUGAAGAGAAAAUAUGUUCAAUGAGUAUCAUUUAUUAUAAUAAAAGAUCAUUGUGGGGAACUCCAAACUGUCUCCACAAUUUCAAUUCCCAAACUGAAGAUGUUAAUUAAGCAGACAGCUUAUAAGAAUCGCUGCAAAUUUAAGUAAGCCGAAGGAACAACCUUCAGGAUAAGAGAAACAAAUAAAUACAGUGUGGAAGCAUGCAUUCACAUCUUCUGUAAUUGCUAAGUACUGGAAGGGGUGUGGGGAGCUGGCCUUGGUAGCACAAAGGCAUUAUUUGCAUCAGUACACACAUGCUCCAUUUCUUAAAAUAAUUGGAUCUCCAGCAGGCUUAAUUUCCCCUCACUGUUAUGAACAAUCCGUAAGUUAACAGUUAAUUUAGCUUAUUAUUAGUUGGCAUAGCUCAUGUCACAGAAUGGAGUAGCAGGAAGAUUCUCAGAGGUGAUUGGCUGGUAAGGAAAGAGGCCCAGAAAUAUUCAACAACCUGAGUUCCUCCACAUCAGCUUGGCCACAGAGCCAGUUAAUGACAUAAGAAACAGAAUCAGGUCCUCAUCUACUUUUCCUAAAGUUAAAAAAAAUUCUAAAAGUUACUUUAAAAAUGUUAGAGUAUAAAUUCAAUAAACAGGAAUGUAUUUGUUUAGUGGUGCAGAAAUAAAAAUAAUUCCUAGCCAGACUGUAAGACUACUCUAAUUGCUAAUUGCAUAAUAAAAUUUUGACAUGACUAAUCUCAGCUGUUCAUUUGCACAAUUUCUAAGUUAUACUGUAAUAAAACAAAAAGGUAAACUUAAGGAAUUUUUUAUAUGUAUGUGUGAAAAAAAUGAAUAACAUUCAAAAUAGUAGUUUUAAGUAGUUCAUAAUCAUCUCACUUUAAAGAACAUUAGAAACAUUUAUUUCAGACACAUUAGAAAAUUUCAAAAAUUACUUUUCUGAGUUAUCUGACAACCAAAUUAUUGAAUUUCUUGUAUACACAAAGAAUGUUAAAUUAGAGCUUGCUGGAAUUUCAUUAGGAGAAACAAAUAUACAUUUUAUCUGAGAAGUUUUCAGAGUGAUUUUUUUUUUUUGGAGAAGUAUGUUAACUAUGCUGACUCUUACACACAAGGCUGCAUUCCAUUUUGAUUAAUGAAGGUGCAGGAGAUAGAAAAUCAGUCUCCACAGAUACGGUACCCAGACUAACUUAACAACCCCACACUACUCAUUGUGCAAGAAAUACGUGCCAGAAUUACAACAGUGCAUCCCCCAUCUUGGACUGGCCUCAUUAGCCACCUUCAGUCCCUCAGAUGAGACAAUCCUGAAGAUGUCUUCCUCGUCCAAGGCCAGAUUGCCAGAAGAGAGCUUACUAUCAUCUGGGAUGGGAUAUGUGUCUCCAGGGACUGUAAUGAGAUCAGGCCUUCCAAAUACUGGCUUUCUUCUUUAAGAGCCUUAAACAGACCAAGAAUAUCUCAUUCUAUGUAAAGGCAGGAGCUGUCUCCUUUUUAGAUAAUAGAUGACCUAUCUUGGAUAUCUUAUAUAUUAUUUUAAAAUAAUGAAUCAAAGGACAAAGACUAUCAUACUUGAGAGCAGGAGUUGAUUUACGGGGGGGAAAAAACAUCAUUUAGCUCAUAGAUGCUUUACAUUCAAAACAAUGAUAGCUCUUGUGCUGGAAGAUGAACAGGCUAUAUAGCAUUGGAAAUGGAGAUAGAAAAAAGUAGUGAAAACAAUGACAUCUUUAUUACUCUUAAAUAAAAAUUUAAAUCUCUUGAGCUAUCAGCAUGAUGGCAGCCUUCAAAAUCAGUAUAUUUAUUCACGUGGACCUUUUCCCCUCCCUCUUUUUUCUUUUUUCUUUUUUUUAACUUAAGAUUGGAUUUGGUAGGAGACAGGGUUAAUGGAGUAAUUGUGACAAAAGAAAAAUAACAUUUUCAUAAAUCAUAUGUGAGAUGAAGGUAAAAAGUAAUGGUUGCUGGAGGGAAUGCAAUAAUUUGAGAGAAAUUAUUGAGAUUAAUCAUUGGAAUAAUGCGGUUUAUUCUGAAUCUAAAACAACCUAAAAACAAUCUAAAAACCUAAUAGAGGUUUUUAAAGGGAAAAAGUAAAGAGUUAACAAGUCUCAAUGUAGAUUCAAGUUCACAAAGCUGCAGAAAGGAAGAAAAGAGUAGUAAACCAAGGAUUCGAACCCAAGCUCCAGGUGGCACAAUCCAUCGCAUAAUCCACUAGCUUUUUGGG